CUUUUUCUUUUUCUUUUUUUCUCUUCAUUUCUGAGUUGAUUUUUUUCUCUCUCAACAUCACAAUGGCCAAGUCAUCGACUCCUCUGAUGGCCAUGUUGGCUGCCGUCGUGCUGAUGCUGGCACUGACCGCCAGCGCCGAAACAAUCUUGGAACAGCUCACUGCUGAUGGCCAAUACACCCAAUUCCUCGACUUUGCAUCCCAGUAUGGCCUGAACGAGACCAUUCUCGCAAACACAACAACGACCUUCACCGUGUUUGCGCCGACGGAUGCUGCUCUGCAAGCGCUGACGCCAGACCAGCUGGCCCAGUUCACGGCGGGAGGAGCCGCGUCCAUCCUCUACCUCGUUUUGGACGGAAAGGUGCAACGCUCGGACUUGCACACCAACGACCUCCGCGCCACGCUUGCCGGCACGACCUUUGUGGUCGGCAACUACCCUGCCGCCCAGAACAACCUCUUCACCUUCAACGGCAUUCCCAUCGACCCCACCGUGGCGGAUGUCAGCAAUGGUCUGAUCUUCCCGCUCAACACGACCGUGCCGCUCCUUCCCACCAACUACAUGACGGGCGCCAUCGCGUCCGGCACGAUUGGCAAUGUCGCCGUCUCUGUUUUUGCCGCGGCCGUGGCCCGUCUUCCCCUCAUUGCUGAGCGUCUGAACACCUCGGGCCCUUACACGCUGUUUGUCAUGUCGGACGCUGCCAUCUCGGCUGUCUUGCCCGAUGCCGCGCUCGCGAACGACGAGUUUAUGACGCAGUUGCUGCUCCUCCACAUCUCGUCCGGUGCGUGGUUUUCCUCUGCCAUCAACGCCACUCUGCAGGGCAGUGCCUCGUUUGAGUUGACGUCGCUCAACACCAAGCCGCUCAGCGUGGCGGUGAACGCGACCGACGACGGUGGUGUGGCCCUGAACAACGGCCAGGCGCGCAUUGUUGCCACUGACGCCACCCAAAUCAACGGUGUCAUCCAUGUCAUUGAUGGCGUGCUGCUGUUCAAGCCCUCCGAACUGCUCGCUGCCCUCAAAGGCUUCUCCAACCUGACCGCCCACCUUUCCACUGCCGGCCUGCUGGCGCAGCUUGAUGCUGGCAGCAACUUUACGCUGUUUGCUCCCACCGACGACGCCUUUGCCGCCCUCAGCUCGGCCCAACAGAACGCGCUCGUCAGCAGCCCCGCCGCGACGAAAGAGUUGCUUUCUUACCACGUUGUCAGCGAGCCGGUCAAGACGCUCGACAUCUCCCUGCCCAUCAUCUCGAAGCCAACGCUGCAAGGCGGUCAAAUCAACCUCGGCAUGUACAGCUCUGGCGCGUACUUUGUUGGCAGCGCCGAGCUCGACUACGACACGGUCGACCUGCCCGUCGCUGGCGGCAGCUAUCUUCAAGCGCUGGAUGGCGUCAUCCACAACGUUGGCUCUGAGCCCGUGAGUGCCUUCUUCACGCCAUCUACGCCCCUUCUCUACACUUCGAGCGACAAGUUUACCACCUUCCUCGCGCUGGCAGCCAACACUGACCUGAACCAGCUGCUGAACGGCUCGCUCAAUUCUUUCGUGACUGUCUUUGCUCCGUCUAAUGCUGCCUUUGCGAGCCUCGACACGGCCGUUGUUUCCUUCCUGAUUGCCAACCCCGACGUUGCAAUCUACCUCCUCGGGUUCCACGUUUCCGAAGGAGCGCCGUACUCCCUGUCCUUCGACUUUUCGACGACGCCCUCGCCUCUGGUAGCCGUGUCUGGAGGCGACUUUUACGUCGAGCAACCCGUCGAAGGCACCCUUCGUGUGCAAAAUACCUCAACCACCCGUUCCGUGGACUGGAUUGGCGCCAAUGGCGCCGUUCAUGUGCUUGAUUCCGUCCUCGUCCCUCCAGCCCGUAUCUCGGUUGCCCUUGUGUUUAACAAUCUCACCACCUUUGCAACUCUCCUCAGGAAUACUUCUUUGCCGAGCUUGAUUGAUCCUGGCAGCUACACUUUGAUUGCGCCCACCAACGCCGCAUUCGCCAGCCUUGAUCCCGCCGUUAUCGACCGUCUCCAUACGGACAGUGACUUUUUGCUGGCUUUCCUGCAGUUCAACAGUGUGAUCGGCGAUCACCCUUACGACACUCUGGUUAGCAGCACGAGCGCCAUUCUGCUGCCCAACAUUGCCAACUCGGUUGUUCGCUUUGACACGUCUGAUACCACCGUUUUCGCCCAGGGUGCCCGACUUUCCUCGGCGCCCAUCCAACCCACCUCGGGUAUCAUUCUUAUCGUCGACAAGGUGCUGCUGCCUCCGACGGGCGACUUGCUCGCUGUGCUCGAAACCCUGAACAGCACGAGUGCUGUGGGUGCUGUUCUCGGCAACACGACCUUGCAGGGCGCGCUUUCUAGCCCCACUGCCAACCUCACUGCCUUUGUGCCCAGCAACGCUGCGUUCGAGACGAUUCCGUCGCAAGUGCGUGGCGUGUUUGCGGGUUCGUUGCUCUCCAAGAUUCUCGCUCACCACAUCGUCCCGGAUCAGCUCGUGUAUGGCGCCCUCCUCCCCGACUUUAUCAACAAGUCUUUCACGACGCUGCAGGGCGACACCAUCGGCCUGGCCUUUGCCAACUCGGAGUUUGUCAUUACUCCCGAUAACGCCAAGGUGGUUUCGCUGGAUGCGGCACCUGCCUCGAACGGCAUUGUGCACUUGAUCGACACUGUGCUUCUGCCAGUCUUGAACACGUUCGACGUGCUCCAGUGGGACUCGUACGUGACCUUUGCCUCAAAGCUGCUGCAGACCAACCAGAGCGCCCUGCUCGAGACGGCGCCCAUCGUCACCGUGUUUGCGCCGUCGGAUCUGGCAUUCUCCAAGCUCACGCCGCAGGAACUGGCAGACUUUAACGACCUCACCUUUGCCAGCGAUGCAUUUGACUACAUGAUUCUGACCCAACAAUUCAAUGCGUCCGACGCCACUGACGGCCAGCAGCUCCAGGACGAUGGUCUCAUCUUGUUCGUCAACAAGAUUGGCAACAAGGUCUAUGUGAAUGGAAAAGCGCUCGACCUCGCGCCAGCUGUUACGUCGAACGGCGUGAUUUAUGGCAUGGACGACGUUGUCUUUUUGCCCACCAACACGGUCAACGAUGUGCUGGCAGUGCUGACUCCCCAAUUCUCCGACCUGGCUCAGCUUGUCGGCUUGAACACCACGCUGGCCAGCUCGACCGACGUGUUCACCGUGUUUGCGCCAACCGACGAUGCUCUCGCCGCGCUGCCUGCGGACGUUGUGGCUGGCGUGUACCCCGCCCUCCUGACCAAGAUUUUGCAGCACCACGUUGUGCCCAGCACUGUUCUGUUUGACGUGGUCAUCCAGGCGAGCUUUGGUCGCCAAUUUACCACGCUGACUGGCGAGAACAUUACGUUUGCCGCAGGCGCAGCUCCCGGCGACGCUGUUCUCAACCCUGGCACGUGCGCCAUCAGCGCGCUGGACUCGCUCAACGUCAACCUUGCCAACAAUGGCGUUGUUCAGCUGCUCGCCGAAGUCUCGCUGCCCGCGUUUGACGUGCUCGACCAAAUCCAGUACAACGGCUUCCAGUCGUUUGCCGAAGGCCUCGCGACCGUCGCGCUCGACCAGCCUGUUGCCACCAGCCCCGCAGUCACUGCAUUUGCCCCGUCCGAUGUCGCCUUUGCCAACCUCACCGCCGCUCAGCAGGCGCAGCUGGCGGAUCCCGCCUACCUCAAGCUGGUGCUCCAGACCCACCUGCUCCCCAUCGUUCUUCCUCCCUCGCAGUUCGUCGACAGCACCUAUGUUCAGUCGAUCGCGUCUGGCGUUGGCAGCAAGCUCAUCCUCAACCACUACGAAGGCCAGGAUUACGUCAACGGCAUCAAGGUCAACUCUGCCAUCAGCGGCACCAACGGCAUCGUCUUUGGCCUCGACGAGGUCAUCUUCCCGGUCAACGUGUCGCUGUUUGGUGCCAUCUCCCAGCUGCCGAGCGAUCUGUCCACGUUUGUUUCCAAGGUCCAGCUCGGCAACCUCGAGGGCUUGCUCAGCAACACCGACCGCAUCUACACGGUGUUUGCCCCGUCGAAUGCCGCCUUUGCCGCCUUUGAACACGACUCGCGCCUCGACAAUGCCGACUUUGUCUCCAAGCUCAUUCAGUCGCACAUGGUCAGCUCGGCGCUCUACGCCCCUGGCAUCACCAACGGCAAGUCCGUGUUGACUGUUGGCGGCACCCAAGUUGUUCUGCACACCAACGGCACCAACAUUUUCUUUGACACUGCGCUCGCAUACAAGAUCAAUCUGCCCGCUGCCAACGGUGUCCUGUACGUCAUCGACAAGGUCAUCAUCACUCCUGCGCCCCACGAUUCCGGCAGCAGCAGCAACAGCGGUGCCAUUGCCGCUGGUGUCCUCGUCCCUCUCUUUGUCAUUGGUGCCGCCGUGGGCUACUACCUGUACCGUCGCCGCCAGGCCCGUUACCAGUACUCUCCUCUGAUUUAAAAAGAGUCAGGCGAGCAGGACCCUUGGACGCUUUGGUUGAAAUUCUUCUUCUUGAGCAGAUGGUCCCUUUUGUUUCUUUCAAUACACUUGACAAAAAAUGUCGUCGUUAUUCGAUUCGAUUGCUCAG
This is a messenger RNA of Capsaspora owczarzaki ATCC 30864, 4551 nucleotides long. RefSeq lists its product as hypothetical. Lineage: Eukaryota; Filasterea; Ministeriida; Capsasporidae. The coding region runs from base 63 to 4424 and encodes 1453 amino acids. The record is from RefSeq and is a predicted model, not a curated record. The transcript is spliced from 2 exons.